This is a messenger RNA of Pangasianodon hypophthalmus (striped catfish), 1964 nucleotides long. It is a transcript of the gene b3gnt5a, whose product is annotated as UDP-GlcNAc:betaGal beta-1,3-N-acetylglucosaminyltransferase 5a. NCBI's taxonomy places the organism in Eukaryota, Metazoa, Chordata, Actinopteri, Siluriformes, Pangasiidae. The transcript has 2 exons. Gene Ontology annotation, cellular component: membrane. Gene Ontology annotation, biological process: brain development. The coding region runs from base 723 to 1862 and encodes 379 amino acids. The record is from RefSeq and is a predicted model, not a curated record.
GAGGACUCAUGAGUCCUUUUACUGCCAAGCAUAAAACUGAGCAAAAAAACUUUUAUGAUCUUUUAGUUAUUUUAAGUACCUUCUUUAUGUGAGUAUAUGUAUAUAAUAUUGAUAUGUAUUCGUAUAAACAUGUGCUGCGUUUUGCACAUAUCUCACUGGGUUUACUGCUACACUCUUCCUCCUCCUCGAUCUGUUCUGAGAUUUGUCUGUAUACGACUUACAGACACAAAUUCCAAAGUGGACCAAGUUACUGUGUGACAUGAGCAGGCACGACACAGCCUUGUGCACGCUGCCUCAUGUCUAACCCUCCUCCCUCUGUAGUCCCACCCAGAAAGAAAAAAGCUCCUGUUCAGGAUUCAGUCACAUGCUAACUCAGACUGAGCACAGAUCUGUGUCAAGCUCCUCUCAGGGACAAGUUUUUCUACAGGGAUGAUGGCUCAUGCAUUGACUGCUGGUCCCUGGUUGCAGAGGUAUACUAACAAACUGGGUGACAAUACUGAGGCACAAAAGACAGAUGUGAACUAAGAUUAUUGUUGGAUGAAGAAGCCAAGAACAAAGCAAUGAAGUCACACUUGCCUUUUCUCUGCACAUCUGCAAUAGGUGUGUGUGACCUAUAAUGGAACUCAGACAAGCUCGAUUUGAGAGUAGGAAUUCAAGAUUACCUUAUUGGACUUGAAGUGAAAGGAUUGGAAAGGAUUGGAAAGCAUUGUUAAGGUAUCAGAAUGUUUAUGAAUUUCAGGAGGGUCCGAAAAUGUCAGUUCCUACAGCUAAUUUCCAUGUGCUGUGUCCUCUCGACACUCAUGCUGUGCUGGGAACAGGUGGAACAUCACGUUGUGAGCCAUAUGAAGUCCUACUCCUACCGCUACCUGAUCAACAGCUACGACUUCAUCAAUGAGUCCUUCAGUGUGAGCCGUGCAGAGGCGACCAGCUUCGGUAACUUUCCAUACCUCUUAGACCACAAGGACAUGUGCAGAGGGAAGGACGUGCUGCUUCUUCUCUUUGUUAAAACUUCCCCGGAGAACUUUUUGAGAAGGCAGGCGAUUCGGUCCACAUGGGGGAACCAGACUUACAUCAAGAAGGAGCUGGGUGUCAAUGUGAAGGUGGUGUUUGUUAUGGGUAUCCACCCAGAUGGACACAAACGAGAUGCCAUUCAGAAACAGCUCCAGGCUGAGGACCAGAUACACAGAGACUUGGUCCAGCAGGCUUUUAUGGACACUUUCCACAACCUGACCAUGAAACUCCUGCUGCAAUUCCGCUGGGCGCAUGCCAACUGUGCCCAUGCUCAGUUUUUAAUGUCUGCCGACGAUGACAUCUUCGUCCACUUGCCCAACCUGGUCCGCUCUCUCCAAGAGCUCAGUGCUCAGGGUGUUGUGGAUCUCUGGGUGGGACACGUUCACCGUGGUGCGCCUCCUAUUCGACGCAAGGACAGCAAAUAUUACAUGCCCGUCCAGAUGUACCAGUGGUCCUCCUACCCAGACUACACAGCAGGAGCAGGUUAUGUAGUGUCCGGGGACGUAGCCACCAAAAUUUACCAGGCCACUUUGUCCCUUAAUGCCUCUCUCCACAUUGAUGACGUUUUCAUGGGCAUCUGCGCAAUCACCGCUGGGGUCUCACCCCAGGAACAUGUUUACUUCUCAGGUGAGGGAAAAGCCCCCUACCACCCAUGCAUUUAUGAGAAGAUGAUCACCUCUCAUGGACAUGAGAAUGAUGUCGGCUAUCUUUGGAAGGUUGCGACUGCCCCAGAGGUAAAUGGCAUCUCUUCAGGUUUCUUUGGGAAACUAUACUGCACAGCUGUGAAAAUCGGGCUGCUCUGUCGGCCUUACUUUACAAACACCUAUUCUUGCAAAGCAGCCUUUUUAUGAAGGACUAUGAGAUCUACUCUGUCAAUCAGUAUUUAAUUGUACAUCUUAAUGUUAGGUAUUUUCCAUGUUCUAAUAAAAAUACCAAAGCCAUUUACUUAAGAA